This is a messenger RNA of Triticum dicoccoides, 2421 nucleotides long. RefSeq lists its product as uncharacterized. Bases 1 to 2421 code for a protein of 806 amino acids. The transcript is spliced from 6 exons. Lineage: Eukaryota; Viridiplantae; Streptophyta; Magnoliopsida; Poales; Poaceae. The record is from RefSeq and is a predicted model, not a curated record.
AUGGACGGCUACGGGGUCCCUGCUUCGGGACCUAGCACGCUCCGACAGAUUGAUGACGUUCCAUCUGAAUCAGAAGAUGAAGAGGGGAUUGGUUUUCCUGCAGGAGGCGCGGUCGCCGAGUCUGAUUCGGACGAGGAAGAUCAGAUCCAGGUCAAUGGAAAAGCACCCUCAAUCGGGUCAAGGUGCAGCGUGAAGAAGUUGCACGACCUGAUUUCCUCAUUUGAUGAGGAGAAACGACAGUAUGUAGCCGAGAUGGAGUUUGGGGGGCUGCUAGAGCUACCAAAGAUAACAAGGACGGAUAGGCAUUUCUUGAUGUCUAUCCUAAGCCACAUCGAUGAGGAGGCAAGUUCAAUUACAAUUGAUCACAAACGCGACAUGCAAUUUUUCGAUGAAGAUGUCAAACUGGUCAUCGGCAUACCAUGUGGAACUGCUCCUAUUCGCCCUCCAGACCACGCUGUUCCGGAGGCAGUGGUGACACAGAUAAGAGAGAUGUUUGGAAUUGGUCCAGGAGAGCACAGCAUACUGCCAAUCGUUGAAGCUGUGAAGCAGACAUACGGGCGUCCUGUGACGACACACGAGAAGAACAGGUUCAAAGUGGGGCUGGUCAUAUGCGCAUGCACAUACCUCCUCGCUCCAACAAUGAAGAACGACUACUUCUGUACUGAUUAUUGGGGCGCGCUGGCAACGGCAGAGCUCAUACAUAUGCACAACUGGUGCCGAUAUACAAGGGAAGAGCUGUUAGUUGCGGCGAAGAGGGUGAAGGCAGACCUUCUAGGAGGGCGUCUGAAGUCUAAUCUAUCAGGUUGCCUCCCAUUUGUACAGGUGUUCUAUAUUGACAAUCUUGACGUUGGAGAGCAGAACAUCGACCACACCGCGCGCCCAAGAGUGAAGGCGUACAGCUACGCAGCUAUCAGAUCAAUAAUUGAAAAGGACAUCAAGUCGCGCAAGGGAGAUUACCCAGUCAUCUAUGGCAGACUCCUGCCAAGACCAGCAGCAGAUGUCUGUUAUCACAGAAACCCUAUAACAAGGCAACGAGCAGCAAGCACAUCAGCCGGUCGUGACUCUCGAAGCUCUGUUCCAUCAAAUCGUGGUUCGUUAGACAUUAAGGAGGCUUCUUACCUCGUCUUAGACAAAAUAUCAAAGUUCACAGCCCGUUGUGAGGAGGUUCUAAUUUCCACUGCAAGGAACAAAGAAGAGGAGAACCACCGUCAUUUCAGUGCACUAAAUACCUUGGAAAACUCUGCCCAACAAAAAAUAAAGAAGGAGGCCAAAAGAAUGAGGGAUGAAUUCUUUUCGUUCUUCAAAAACUUCGAGAGGCAACAUGCUGCGAUAAGGAUGCGAAGGGGUGCAUCAGGUGUCGAUGUUGAUUCUGGUAAUUGCCGCAACGCAUCCCCAAUACCAGAUCUCGCUGUGUCAACGCCUUGCAAUGCCAAACCAACACCUCCAGCGAGCGGCGGGUGUCAGGGCAACACAAACUCAUCACCGGACGUUGUCGAGGUGACUCCUAGGCGGUUCAAAAGGAUAGCAAAGAAACCGAAGAAGGUAACAUUUGAGUGCGGGCCAUCAGGCGUCAUGGACAUCACAGACAGUGAAGAUAAUGUGAAUGAUUGUUUAUCACACCCUACAGCAAUACGUUCAACUUCUGCCCUGGAAGAUGGCAACCCGGAAGACAGCUCGCCUGUCGUCAACAUCGCACUAGACAGCUUGAUAAGAGAAGCAGAGAGGUACAGCAGGUCAGGCAAGCAGAUUGUUGACGGUUCCACUGCAACCAGGGAUUCCAUCCUGGAACUUGCAAGUAGAGGUCAAUCAUCUGGCGCAAAAGAUGUCGAGGAUGGUGCAGCAACAUACUCUGUUUGUUGUGCUCAAGACCCCAACUUCGACAACAGGCGUCAAUGGAACUACCCGUCUGGACACCCACUUAUCGAGGAGACGCCGUCAUUUGACCUGGGCGUCUUCACACCUCCUUGCAAUAAAGCAAAAGAACCUACCUCGUUGAGCAUUGGUUCCAUAAAGGGCAUCACGCGGAAAGACCUGUUCGGCGCUGGUGAAUUCUCCACUAAAACUCCUGGGUCUGCAGACCAGGUGACACCAUCAACCCCCUUUCACAUAGGGAGCGCAACUAUACAUCCCACACAAGAACACCGUGUGGUGGCACACGUGUCACCGGUUAGUUGCACUAGGUCUGUAGCCACUGGCCUUUUGGACUUCAGAGAGGAAGUAGAGGCAGACUGUGUAAACCUGAACAAACCGGUUGAGGAAAUAUCACUACCCGCACCACCACCCAAAAGGAGAGUUGCCCCUGGGCCUGCCGGCCGAUCGCCGUUUGUCAUGCAAUAUCGUUUGUCCGAGAGGGCUUCAGGAGAUGCAACACAUUUGUAUCUAACAUUCUCCCAGAUGGACGGAGCAGUGCUAAGCAAGUAA